This is a messenger RNA of Macrobrachium nipponense, 2198 nucleotides long. RefSeq names its product proteoglycan Cow-like (gene Cow). The record is from RefSeq and is a predicted model, not a curated record. Lineage: Eukaryota; Metazoa; Arthropoda; Malacostraca; Decapoda; Palaemonidae. Gene Ontology annotation, biological process: anatomical structure development. Gene Ontology annotation, molecular function: calcium ion binding; collagen binding; protein binding.
AGCAGCACAGCGCGUCCAGACUUACAAGAGGAGAGUAGUGCGCCGCAGCUCUCCCCCGCGUUACCUGGACUGCCGUUGUUGUAAAGGUUUUUUAUUUAUUAUAUAUAUUAUUCUGAAGUGCAUUUUUUGGUGUGAAAAAAAAGUGGCAUAAUGAAGGCGGUGGUGAUCUUGGUCUUCGGACUGUGGGCGUUGUGCGAAGCCGGAGGCGGCGGCGGCGGCGGAGGCGGGAAGAAGGAGGGAUUCCAGGAGGACUUCGAGUUCGUCGAGGAUGGCAAAGACCGGACGGGAGCCGUGUCGGGAGAGCGCAAGACAUGGCUUUUGGAUUCCAAUAGGACAAGAUCGUCCCGCUGAAGGACGUGGCGGACGCCGCGGGCGGCGAUGACGACGACCUUCCCAAGUCGUGGGACGCCCUGGACGAGUAUGAGGACGACGACGACAACUAUGACGACGACGACGAGGACGACGAGUACCUCCUGAACGAUGACGACGACGACGACGACAUGGAAGACGACUACGAGUCGUCCCCGCAGAGGGAGACCACGCCCCCUCCUCCUCCUCCCCCUCCCGCUCUUCCGGCGGUAGCUGGCGGUGGUGGCUCCAACCAGCGCCUCAACCGCAGACCCUUCGCUGAGAAGCGGUGUCCCUCGUGUCCAGUAGUGCGCCCCGUGUUCCUCUGCGGCUCGGAUAACAGAACCUACUCGUCCCUCUGCCGCCUGCAUUACCACAACUGCAUUCACGAUGCUUCCGUCCGCAUUGCAUGCAAAGGAUUCUGCCCGUGCAAAGACCCAACUUCCCACAUCACCAAGAAGGAGCGCCAGCGAGAGCGGAUGGGCGCUUACCUCAGCAAGCUAAGAGCGACCAAGGACGCCGCUGCUGCCUCCUCCUCCUCCUCCUCCUCCUCCUCAGGCAGCAGUACACCAGACCCCUCCUCCUCCUCCUCUUCCUCAGCCUCCAGUUCGUCAGCUCCCGCCUCCUCCAACUCCAACUCCGAUAACAGCGAAGACCGCGACAACACGACCCGCGGACGCGUCAAAGAUAACAGCGACAGCAACAACAACAGCGCCACCGGCAGAAGAGAGAAGCACUCCAGAGAAGGCGGGAACAACAACAACAACAAUAACAAUAACAACAAGUACAACAACAGGGUUCGCAGCCGCUUCUCCAAGGUGAAGGGGGGCAAGAACGGGGGCGGCGGGGGCGCCCGGGGGGACAAGAACAGCAGCUACAAGUACAGCUCCAAAUAUUUGAAAGAUGCCUUCAGAAAGACAGACAAGUACAACGCACAGCGCCGACAGUGGCCUUGGCCCAGCGAGGAAUCCAGCCACAAGACCGCCAACACAGUCUGGGGUCCAAAUGAAUGCACUCAGGAUGCUCUAGAAGCUAUGGGCAACCGCAUGUUGGACUGGUUUUCAGUCAUCAUGGCAGACUCGAGAAGCAGAUCUAAUUCAGUCUCAACAGCUCCUCUAUGGUGUAAACCUGAGGUCUCCUGGAUGCUGGGUCACCUGGACAGUGACAACGACGGGCGUCUUAGCGUGAAGGAAUUGUACCAGCUGGAACAUGAUGACCACGAGCGCUGUAUCAAGCCCUUCAUUGAUCGCUGUGAUUUGGAUAGGGACAUCUUCCUAUCAUCACGGGAGUGGUGUAAAUGCUUCGACAAGUCGGAGAGGCCUUGUGCAGCCCUUCGUAAGCAGAGCAAGGGUCUUCUCGGUGGGUACAUCCCAGAGUGUGACAGUGAGGGAUACUAUCAGGCGACCCAGUGCCACGCUGGGGCUGGAGUGUGCUGGUGUGUUGACAGGCAUGGCGUGGAACUCCCCAACACUCGCACUCGAAACACACCAAAUUGCGAUGCAAUAGUCAGCAGCGAGGAGGUGAGUAAUCACGUCGACGACGACGCAGAGGACGGUGACGACUUUUUAGACACUGUCGAGGGGAGUGCAGACAUGCCCUUGGACAUCUAAGAAAACAAGUCGCGUCACUUCUCGAGGCAUCUCUGCAAAACUGCACUACCCAGUCUUCGCUGUCCUGAGGCGCUAGAAAACACAUCAAAGGGGAAUUCGGACGAAAUCAGAUCUUACCUGUUUAAAAGAAAUUAAGUAAUAGUUAUAUAGGAGCAAAUUAACAAUAUGGGGGCUCUUGGUCUUUCAUCUAAAUUCAUCAUAUUGGAUCCAGGGUCAUUGGUAUCAGACAAGAAUUCCCAU